This is a messenger RNA of Penicilliopsis zonata CBS 506.65, 1032 nucleotides long. RefSeq lists its product as hypothetical. The transcript has 3 exons. Gene Ontology annotation, biological process: intracellular sterol transport. The record is from RefSeq and is a predicted model, not a curated record. Gene Ontology annotation, molecular function: sterol binding. NCBI's taxonomy places the organism in Eukaryota, Fungi, Ascomycota, Eurotiomycetes, Eurotiales, Aspergillaceae. Bases 176 to 697 code for a protein of 173 amino acids.
AGCCUUCUCCCCUCUUCCCAACCGCCUCGGAUCCGAUAACCAGCACUCCUUGUUGACCGUCUCACGAUAGUUAAAAACACUAAAGACCAUAGACUAAUAGGUCUCUUGCUGUCCUGCGUCCUGCAUCGAUCAACUUCGACAGAUCUCGAGAACAUCGUCUGUUAAAUCUCCAACCAUGAAGUUCUUAUCACCUGCCGCCACCGUUGUCGGUCUCCUUGCUCCCAUCUCUGUUGGGGCCAACCCUCUGUCACUAUGGCCCUCUAGCCAGGCUCCUAUUCAUGAAUUGAACGGCCCUGCCGUCCCCGGAGACAACCCUCUGUUCCACUGUGCGAUCCCGACCGACGAUAUCCUGCAGAUCCAGUCGGUGGAGUUGGUUCCUAACCCGCCCAAAGCUGGCCAGGCUUUGAAGAUCAGGGCCUCCGGCAUUCUCACCGAAACAGUCGAGAAGGGAGCCACGGUGCUGCUGGACGUCAAGUGGAACAAUGUGAUCACCUUGGUCCAUCAGACGGUUGAUCUGUGCGAGCAGAUCAAGAAUGUCGACCUCGAAUGCCCUCUGGAGAAGGGUCCCUUGGUGUUGGAGAAGGAGGUGGCCUUGCCUGCGCAGAUUCCCAAGGGUAAAUUCAGCGUCCUCGCCGAUGUCCUCAGCAAAGACGAAGACAAGAUCACCUGCCUGCAGGCCGACAACAUCCAAUUCUAAGCGCGCGAUGAACCCCCGAUCGCUGAUUUACGUUUGCACAGCAUGAUGCCCUGCCUAUCGACGACACUCCAAUUUGUUUUGUAGCGCUGCUUGUCUCGAUAUUUGUUUCUCGUGUGCUCUGUCAAUUUAUGAUCCAUGCAUGUCUCUGUUUUUGUUACUUCCUUGCUUGGUUAUUUGUUUCGAAUCAUGGCGCUUGGGUUUUUGCACCAACGAACGCUAUAUUUAUUCUGUUUCGGUUCCUUGUCAGCCAAUAUGUCCCGGUACUAUCUCGCUCUGUCAACCUGUAUCCCUAUAAUCUCUACCACCAGGGGGAUCCUUUGGAGGCAUCUUAUCUA